This is a messenger RNA of Peronospora matthiolae, 108 nucleotides long. The record is from the annotation of a GenBank genome assembly. Lineage: Eukaryota; Oomycota; Peronosporomycetes; Peronosporales; Peronosporaceae.
AUGAGGAUGGCGGAUGACGGUGAUGAUGUGCUGGGGCACAUCAAUAAGAUCAAGACUCUUGCGGAGCAGCUCAAUGCGGUCGGCAAUACGGCUAGCGAGGAUGACUAA